AUCUGAAUACUUCAGCCCAGACUUGUAGAUGUUAAAUGUUGAGGAUGGAGGGAAAAAGGGGGAGGUUGGUCUCCUCCCAUUGAACCUGAGGGAGGAGUCUCUGCGCGCCGAGGCACAGCUAGGGCACACGCACUUGAAGGUUGAAAAGAGACACGCACGCACACCUCCAGGUUACCUGUCUGCCUUUUCUACUCUCAGUGAACAGAGGGAGUGACUUGUAUGUUCAUGUCGGAGAUUCGAGGAUUUACGAGGAUUUCUGGUUCCACACAGGUCGGAUUUUAAUGAGGAUUAUUAACGCGCGCCGGGGCCCGGCCGGAUGAGGAGGGCGGUGUUACGUUCAGGUGCACACAGGCUGCAGCCUGUUGAUCCGCUCUGCUCUGGACUUCCCUGUUCUAUUUCACCGCGAGGACGUGAGGAGCCAGUGCGAGAGUGGGGGCAGGUCUGUCCGAACAGCAACCCCAACCCUCCCCCGUUUUUGGUGGAGCUGGUCGUUUAAAAGUCGACUCGGAAGAAAGCGACCGUUAUGACCAUAUCAGUGAUGUGUAACUACAUGGAAAUGCCUUUAUUUGACAGGACAGCUUAGACCUGAAAGUGGAAAGAGAGAAAGGGGAAUGACAUGCAGCAAAGGGUUGCAGGUCGGAAUUGAACAAGCAGCCACUACGGAGAGGACCGAGCUUCUGUGUAUAUGGGGCGCACGUUCUACCAGAUGCAGAGGGGAGGCAACAUGCCUGUGGCCCGCAGGAAAGUGAGGUUGCUCUGCGCGACGAUGAUGCUCAACGUCGUCAUCUUCUUCCUAGUGGGCGUGUCCUGGAACCUCGGGCGGGACAAAAGCGACCGCCCGAAGGUUCGAAUCCCGUCCAAGAGGUUUUGGCGAAAACCGGUGCCGAGCAAAUAUUUCUGGAACAAGGAGCAGCAGCGCCUGGACACGAUCUACAACCCCAUCAUCAACUCUCUGCCAAGUGACUCUAUCAUCGAGCUGCCUGAUUGGCUGAACGACACGGGGCCAGUCAACCCCUGCGAACCGGACUACAGAGUCGCCACGCAGAUCUCGGACUACAACACCCUGCCGCACCGCUUCCAGGAUUUCCUCCUGCACAUGCGCUGCAGGACGUACCCCAUGCUGAUAAACCAGCCGCAUGUUUGUGACCAGAAACCCUUCCUGCUCCUCGUGGUCAAGUCACUGAUCCCGCACUUCGACCGGCGGCAGGCAAUCCGUGAAACGUGGGGCCGCGCGGGCACCUUAGCCAACCGCACGGUGGCGACGGUGUUCCUGCUGGGCAACGCGUUGCCCAUAGACCACUUCCCCGACCUGCUGGGGAUGCUGGGCCACGAGGCAAAGCUGCACAAAGACCUCCUCCUGUGGGACUACAGGGACACCUUCUUCAACCUCACCCUGAAGGAUGUCCUCUUCCUGGAGUGGUUCAGCCAAAACUGUCCCCAUGCUCAGUACGUCCUCAAGGGAGACGACGAUGUCUUCGUCAACACCUUUCGAAUUAUUGAACUCCUGGAAGGCCUGUCCGACAUCAAGGCCAAGGAUCUGUUCAUAGGUGACGUUAUCAAGGACGCCGGUCCGCAACGAGACCGGAAACUGAAGUACUUUGUCCCAGAGAGUGUAUUCACGGGGCAGUACCCGGCUUACGCAGGAGGCGGAGGAUAUCUGUACUCUGGGGAGUUGGCGCUACGCCUUCACAACGUUUCUCGGCAGGUAGCGUUGUAUCCCAUUGACGAUGUCUACACGGGGAUGUGUUUGAAAAAGCUGGGCCUGGUUCCAGAGAAUCACAGCGGCUUUAAGACUUUUGACAUCGAGGAGAAGUACAGGGACAACCCGUGCGUCUACAGGGACCUGAUGCUGGUUCACAGCCGCACGCCACAGGACGUGUUGAAGAUCUGGCCGUGGAUUACCCAUCCGGAGCUGGACUGCCAGUGAACACCUUCGUCUUUGUUUGCACUGUUGAGUUUGAUUGUGAGGGUGAUUCAGUAUAUAGACAGGAAUGAAAAUGGAAAAUGAGGUGUGUGUAAGUUCUUCUUAAAGGAACACACCGACUUAUUGGGACGUUGUCUUAUUCACCGUAUCCCCCAGAGUUAGAUAAGUCCAUACAUACCCUUCUCAUCUAACUCUGUCUGACGC
Messenger RNA from Perca fluviatilis (European perch), 2128 nucleotides. RefSeq names its product UDP-GlcNAc:betaGal beta-1,3-N-acetylglucosaminyltransferase 2a (gene b3gnt2a). Gene Ontology annotation, molecular function: hexosyltransferase activity. Gene Ontology annotation, cellular component: membrane. NCBI's taxonomy places the organism in Eukaryota, Metazoa, Chordata, Actinopteri, Perciformes, Percidae. Bases 686 to 1927 code for a protein of 413 amino acids. The transcript has 5 exons. The record is from RefSeq and is a predicted model, not a curated record.